Messenger RNA from Lucilia sericata (common green bottle fly), 2733 nucleotides. It is a transcript of the gene Orco, whose product is annotated as odorant receptor coreceptor. The record is from RefSeq and is a predicted model, not a curated record. Gene Ontology annotation, cellular component: plasma membrane. NCBI's taxonomy places the organism in Eukaryota, Metazoa, Arthropoda, Insecta, Diptera, Calliphoridae. Gene Ontology annotation, biological process: sensory perception of smell; detection of chemical stimulus involved in sensory perception of smell. Gene Ontology annotation, molecular function: odorant binding; olfactory receptor activity.
ACAAGUUAAGAACAUUUUAUAAAAAAUAAACAAAAAAACGAGAGAAAAAUAAACUUUACAAAAAAAAAAAACAACAUUUUCAUAUUGUUGAAUAAAAAACAGAAAAAAGGUCAAAUUCGUUGUCGCUUUUUAUUUAAAUUCUAGACAAAGUGCUUGUGAUAAAUUUGUGUCAUUUACAGAUUGAAAAUAUUGAAUACAACUACUCCAACGUAUCUUAAAAGUUACUACAAAAUGUUGUUUAAGAAAAAAUAAAUAAAAGAAAAUAAAAUUUGAAAAACAAAACUGGAAUAAAACCUACUUAAUAUAAAGUUUUUUAGUUUUGCAAAAGUCGAAUAAUUUAAAGAUGCAGUCGAAUCUACAACCAACGAAAUAUGUCGGCCUUGUGGCCGACUUAAUGCCCAACAUCAAGCUGAUGAAAUAUUCUGGUUUAUUUAUGCAUGCGUUCACGGGUGGAUCACCGCUGCUGAAAAAAGUCUAUUCAUCCAUACAUUUGGUGUUAAUAUUGGCACAAUUCAUGUUUAUACUUGUCAACAUGGCACUGAAUGCUGACGAAGUAAAUGAGUUGUCCGGUAAUACAAUUACCGCACUAUUCUUUACGCACUGCGUUACGAAAUUUAUUUAUCUGGCUGUGAAUCAGAAGAAUUUUUACAGAACUUUGAACAUUUGGAAUCAGGUUAAUACUCAUCCAUUGUUUGCUGAAUCAGAUGCUCGCUAUCAUUCAAUCGCUUUGGCUAAAAUGAGAAAAUUAUUCUUCUUGGUAAUGCUGACGACAGUAGCAUCAGCAGUGGCUUGGAUAACCAUCACUUUCUUUGGUGAAAGUGUAAAGUUUGCCUUCGACAAGGAGACCAACUCCUCUAUAACAGUGGAAAUACCCAGAUUGCCUAUUAAAUCAUUCUAUCCCUGGGAUGCUAGCCAGGGUAUAUUCUAUACGAUAUCAUUCGCCUUUCAAGGCUACUACUUGCUAUUCUCCAUGGUACACUCGAACUUGUGCGAUGUGCUGUUCUGUUCUUGGUUAAUAUUCGCCUGCGAACAACUGCAACAUCUGAAGGGCAUUAUGAAACCUUUAAUGGAAUUAUCUGCCUCCUUAGAUACAUAUCGUCCCAAUUCAGCCGCACUCUUUCGUUCGCUGUCUGCCAACUCCAAGUCAGAGUUAAUCAUUAAUGAAGAAAAGGAACCUCCCAGUGACCUGGAUAUGACCGGCAUCUAUAGUACCAAGGCCGAUUGGGGUGCACAAUUCCGUGCGCCCACAACACUACAAACGUUCAAUGGUGUCAACGGAGGCAAUCCGAAUGGUUUGACAAAGAAACAGGAAAUGAUGGUACGCAGCGCUAUCAAAUAUUGGGUGGAGAGGCAUAAACAUGUUGUCAGAUUAGUUGCUGCCAUUGGUGACACGUAUGGCGCCGCAUUACUUUUACACAUGUUGACAUCAACCAUUAAGUUGACAUUGUUGGCAUAUCAGGCCACCAAAAUAACGGGUGUCAAUGUUUACGCUUUUACCGUUAUUGGUUAUUUGGGUUAUGCAUUGGCCCAAGUAUUUCUUUGUAUUUUUGGCAACCGUUUAAUUGAAGAGAGUUCAUCCGUUAUGGAGGCUGCAUACUCUUGUCACUGGUACGAUGGUUCUGAGGAGGCAAAAACUUUUGUACAAAUCGUUUGUCAACAAUGCCAGAAAGCAAUGUCCAUUUCGGGUGCAAAAUUCUUUACUGUCUCAUUGGAUUUAUUUGCUUCGGUUCUUGGUGCAGUUGUCACAUACUUCAUGGUGUUGGUGCAGCUCAAGUAAAAUUAUCAAAAUAUACAUAAUUCAAAAAGGCAGCAACAACAACUGUUGUUGUAUAUUUUGCAUUGGCAACAUUUUAAGAUAAGAAACAGCAACACCAGCUACAACAACAAUAACACUCUGCUAACAAUGAAAUAUAAAACAAGAACAUUAGCAACAACAACAAUAAUAUAUUUUAAACUUAUUUUAUAAGACAACAAAUAAUUCACCUACAUUUAGGAACUUUCACACACAUACAUACGUAGAUACAUAACACUAUAAUACAUACACUUUUGUUUAUGUAAGAGUAGUGGUGUAUCUAUGAGCUUUCUAAUACCACCACUUAUAAACUUAAUACUACCAUUUCAUACAGGGCAAACCACAUUUUAUCCAACUAAGAGCUGGAUGCCUGACUGGUUGGUUGGAAAGUUGGUUGGUUGGUUGGUUAGUUGCACUUAAAGGCAACAAUUGAUGAAGUAAAUCAGGGAAUUUGAUAAAUUGCUCCCACUUACAAUUUCAUGUACUAGAAUGGCUAAACAACUACAUCAACAGACGUUUAUUUUUGUGAAAACAUUUAUUGUCUAAGGACGUGGGUUGACUGCUGUUAUCAUCCACCGGUAUCAUUUAGUUGUCAGUUUCUCUGUUAUUUUUUGUUUUUCAAAAAUGGAACAUUUUCAUUUGUUGUUGUUAUUGUUAGAAAAAUUUCUUUAGUUUUUAAGUUAUGUUAAAGAUUUUACAUUGAAAAUGUAAACAUUUUGUUUGAAGUUUUUUAAAAUAACUACGAAACUUUUCAACAAAAUCUAAUAUUUAAUUUUAUUUUAAGGUAAAUUCGCACUCUAUAGAAUUUACGAAAUUUACAAAAAUUACAAACAUUAUUUACAACUUAAUAAAGUUCUCAUUAUUUAUGUUUAAGUAUUUAAUACAAAACUUUGUUUAAAAAAAUUAUCAAAAAAUUUUUUUUUUUUUUAAAUAAAUAAAUA